Molecule: messenger RNA, 673 nt
Organism: Populus euphratica (Euphrates poplar)
Lineage: Eukaryota; Viridiplantae; Streptophyta; Magnoliopsida; Malpighiales; Salicaceae
Source: RefSeq, a predicted model, not a curated record
AUGCUGGCCAAACUACCCAUGAAACCAAGUAGUUGUCGAGUAAAUGGCAUAGAGAAGGAGAACCAAACCUAUUUAGGAGAAGAGCUGGAAGCUUUAUGUUUCAGUGAUGCGGAAGCUUGUUCAUCGAGUCUUGAAGCUUCUGAACGUGUCUGGAAAAGGAGAGCGCAUAUGGCCAGCUUCCUUGCAACCCCUGCCUGUCCACUGGUGGCCCUGCCCACCACUACUAGGGCCAGCUUCACUGCUAUUCAGCAAAAGAGCUUCUCUGUUAAUGGAGGCUCUCUAUUUUUCGGUUCAAAACAUGUCCAGAAAAUCCAAUUCUCAAACGCAGCUAGCAUUUCCUCUGCCAGGCCUAGAUUCUUCAAGACCGCAAUUUCAUGCUCCGCUCUGCCUGAAACCCUGGAAACCGUCCAGAACACCAUUGCUAAGCAACUGUCUGUUGAUGUGAGCACAGUGACUCCUGAAAUCAAGUUUGCUGACUUGGGUGCUGACUCCCUUGACACGGUGGAGAUAAUGAUGGCUUUGGAAGAACAAUUUGGCGUGUCAAUUGGCGAAGGCGGAGCGGAGAACAUUACAACUGUUCAAGAUGCUGCAGAUCUCAUUGAGAAAGUGAAGGCAGCAGAAUGAAGGGCAUCACUUCCCGGAGUCAAGAUUAUGGAAUUUCCUUGACUUAAAG